AUGAAAUGGUCGUCUAUCCGUGCUAGGCUGCCGUUGCCAAAGCCACCUGGUCGGCGCUGGCUAUCGCAGAAGACGGAAGAGGUCAGACGACAAGCUCUCAAAACAGAUGAGCAGGCCGGGGUGAGAAGUCGACUUGAUCGAUUCGUAGCACGAACACCUCGCUUCCUCCAGCCUACGGUGAGGCAAAUACGACAUGCUCCUGUCUCCCACACUGUGGCCUUCAUCAUCCUCCAUGAAUUGACCGCAAUUGUUCCAUUAUUCGGUCUCGCGGGUGCUUUCCACUACGGGCAUUGGCUGCCGCCAUACUUUGCCGGAGGAGCUUGGGUUUCUGAUGGAGUAGAGAGAUUUGGGCGCUAUUUCAGAAAGAAGGGGUGGAUAAGUGAAUCAGAUGAAGUCGAGAUUGAGGACAAAGCAAGAGAAGGAAAGGCAGGGAGACCAGAGGGCCAGAAAGUGUCGAAAUGGUUCAACGAGGGAGAGGGCGGUACGAGACUGGUCAUCGAAUUCGCCACCGCGUAUGCAAUAGUCAAGGCACUGCUACCCGUUCGCCUGUUUGUGAGUGUCUGGGCAUCUCCUUGGUUUGCAAGAGCCGCAGUCAUACCGUUCCGCAAUAUCACCCAAUCUAUAUUUCGACCGAGAAAGACAUGA
Messenger RNA from Exophiala viscosa, 645 nucleotides. RefSeq lists its product as uncharacterized. NCBI's taxonomy places the organism in Eukaryota, Fungi, Ascomycota, Eurotiomycetes, Chaetothyriales, Herpotrichiellaceae. Bases 1 to 645 code for a protein of 214 amino acids. The transcript has a single exon. The record is from RefSeq and is a predicted model, not a curated record. Gene Ontology annotation, cellular component: mitochondrion.